AAAACAGGGCUACUUCUCUUUUCCUUCUCACCAACAAACCUGCAACUCACAAAAACACAUGUAUUAGCCGCCAAUCCCAUCCAAAAUAAAAAAAAAACCAAAAAAAUGUCAAAAUCCUCUUCAGUAGAUCAAAAUCUACUCGGUGACCGGAAUGACCUUCGGGCACCGCUUAUUCCGUCGGCUGGUGCCGGAUAUUUAAAACAAAAAAAAGUAACAAUGGAUCAAAUGUUGGAAAAAUACUGCGGCGAUUUUGGUUGGUGGCAAUUUAGUCAUUUUGUAUUAACGAGCUUUGCGUGGGCUCUAGAAGGAAUUCACACUAUGGUUAUGAUUUUCGCCGAUCGUGAACCGGCUUGGCGGUGUUCGCCGAACCGGUUGUGCGAUUCAACCGCGAAAAGUGUGUGCGGGCUUGAACCGGGUUCAUGGGAAUGGACCGGUGGAGCUGCAAGUUCUACGGUAUCAGAGUUUGGUUUAAUUUGUGGACAGAAAUAUAAAGUUGGACUUGUCCAAUCCUUAUUUUUCGCUGCCUGCAUGAUCGGUGCUGGAGUAUUUGGACAUUUAUCAGAUUCCAAAUUGGGAAGAAAAGGCUCUUUAACUAUAGUUUGCAUUAUGAAUGCAAUCUUUGGUUGUUUGACUGCAACUUCUUCGGAUUAUUGGACUUAUACCUUAUUCCGUUUUCUCUCCGGUUUCAGCACCGGCGGGACUGGCCUUUGCGCGUUCGUUCUUGCCACUGAACCCGUAGGCCAGUCCUGGCGUGGUGUAGCUGGAAUGUCCACUUUUUAUUUCUUCUCUAUUGGAAUUGCUGCCUUAUCCGCCAUUGCAUAUUUCUUCCAAACGUGGCGAUCACUCUACAUAGCUUCAUCAAUUCCAUCAGUUAUAUUUGUUAUCUUACUACUCCCUUUCAUUCACGAGUCACCUCGUUGGUGUCUCGUGAGGGGGAAAAUUGACGAAGCUAUGAAGAUCAUGAACAGAAUUGCUAGAUCUAACGGUAAACAUCUCCCUGAUGACGUUGUUGUUGCUCUAGAUAGUGAAGUGAAUGAUGAUGUUCCUGAUUCUCAAUCCGUAUCAAAAGAAGCCCUAAACGGAUCCUUAUUAGAUGUACUCAGGCUUCCUUUGACACGAUUUCGGUUAUUCUUAGCUGUGCUGAUCAACUUCCUUUGCUCGGUUGUUUACUACGGGUUGAGCCUGAAUGCUGUAAACCUCGGGACCAACCUCUACCUCAACGUUGCCCUUAACGCGGUUGCUGAAAUGCCUGCCUAUUUUUUAACAGCAUUAGUGUUGGACAAGCUUGGUAGAAAGCCGUUAGCGAUAGGAACAAUGUGGUUCAGCGGUAUAUUCUGUUUAGCUGGAAGUUUGGCGAAGGGUGAUGAUCGUACGUGGAAGUUGGUUCGGAUGGUGUGUGGCGUGCUAGGUAUAUUUGGCAUGGCGGGGACUUACAAUCUACUAUUCGUGUAUUCGAUGGAGUUGUUUCCUACCGUGGUGAGAAAUGCUGCGUUGGGAUGUGCAACGCAGGCGUCACAAAUGGGGGCCAUUUUGGCCCCCUUUGUAGUUGUUUUAGGGGGUGGGAUUCCAUUUGCUGUGUUUGCAUUUUGUGGAAUUGCAGGAGGCUUAUUGGUAAUUUACUUGCCAGAGACUUUAAACAGGCCAUUAUAUGAUACAAUGGCUGGAAUGGAAGAAGCUGAAGCAAAGAAACCAAGCAUUUUAUCUUAAUUUGCUAGUUUUUUGAGAACUUUUUUUGUGUGUACUUUUAGUUGUUGAAUGUAAUUUUGGGUUGGAUUGUAGUGCUAAGAGUUGAUCUUAUGUUAGGUUGUCAUAAGGCAUAUGCCUGGUCAUAACAAGGUAAGCAUGAAAUUGUGCUCUAUGGUGAGUGGUGGAGAAGGAUAGAGGAUGGUCAGAUAAAUAUCUUUUCGAAAAAAUUAUAUAAUAUAUUAUAAAAAGUAACAUUCACCAUGUUA
Messenger RNA from Solanum pennellii, 1952 nucleotides. Its product is annotated as organic cation/carnitine transporter 4. Gene Ontology annotation, molecular function: transmembrane transporter activity. The coding region runs from base 106 to 1707 and encodes 533 amino acids. The record is from RefSeq and is a predicted model, not a curated record. Gene Ontology annotation, biological process: transmembrane transport. Lineage: Eukaryota; Viridiplantae; Streptophyta; Magnoliopsida; Solanales; Solanaceae. The transcript is spliced from 2 exons. Gene Ontology annotation, cellular component: membrane.